CCGGAAGCCUGGACCCUGCAGGGUGUGUGUGUGACCGAAACUUCCUGGUUCUCGCGCCUCAUCUGCCGAAACCGAAGGAACGUUUUAUACGAAAUCACACCACACCACACUACACUACACUUGUACAAAUAUACACUCGAUCAUCGUUCAGUCACUUUAUCGGUCUGUGAGCGAGAGAAAAAUCGUCAUUUAAAACACAUCUGAAUCACACGCGCUGCUGGAGAAGCUGCAGAACACGGAGGAUGAGGCUGCUGUGUUCUGCUGGAAAUAAUGAAGAGUUUCCCAGCUAACCGCAGCCGGGACAUCGAGCGGCAGGCUGGUUAUCUGCGGCCGGAGCACUGCGUCCCUCCGCCUCCGCGCGGGCCCUCGGCCGAUGACAUGUGGUUCAUCCGGGACGGCUGCGGCAUCGUGUGUGGUGUCAUCACGUGGCUGCUGGUGUUUUACGCAGAGUUUGUCGUUGUGUUUGUAAUGCUGCUGCCGGCGAAGAACGUGCUGUACAGCAUCUUUAACGGCGCUGUCUUUAACGCGCUGGCCUUUCUCGCCCUUGCGUCACACUUCAAAGCCAUGUGUACCGACCCGGGAGCUGUUCCGAAGGGAAACGCCACUAAAGAGUUCAUUGAGAGUUUACAGUUGCGGCCGGGACAGGUGGUCUAUAAAUGUCCCAAAUGCUGCAGUAUUAAACCUGAUAGAGCUCAUCACUGCAGUGUGUGUAAACGCUGCAUCAGGAAGAUGGAUCACCACUGUCCGUGGGUGAACAACUGUGUCGGAGAAACCAAUCAGAAAUACUUUGUGCUUUUCACUAUGUACAUUGCUCUGAUUUCUCUUCAUGCCCUCAUCAUGGUGGCCCUUCACUUUGUCUUCUGUUUUGAGGAAGACUGGGCGAAGUGCGGUAACUUCUCUCCUCCAACGACGGUCAUCCUCCUCAUCUUCUUGUGUUUUGAGGGUCUGCUCUUCCUCAUUUUCACCGCUGUGAUGUUUGGAACGCAGGUUCACUCCAUCUGUAACGAUGAGACCGGUAUCGAGCAGCUGAAGAAGGAGGAGAGACGAUGGGUGAAGAAAUCAAAGUGGAUGAACAUGAAGGUUGUGUUCGGUCACCCGUUCUCCAUCGCCUGGCUCAAUCCCUUCGCCACACCCGAUCACGGGAAGGCCAAUCUCUACCAGUAUGUGGUGUGAGACGUGCACACGAAGAGCUCGACACUGACGUCACAAUCUGCGUUUGCUUCUGUUUUCCUGCCUGUAACUAUUUCUUAAAGACGUCCUGCACUCAUGUCCAGUACAAAUAAAACUGGCCGCGCAAAGAGACGUUGAUGUACUCGCGGUGCAAAGCUGCCGUUAUAACUGGCCACCCACCUCACAAAAUGAAUUUUUUGGGCAAUAAUCCUACUUUCUAUAAAUGUCAUCACAGACCAUGUGACGCAGUCACAUCAUAGCGCCGGAUGAGAUUCCACAGGAGUUGAAAUGUGUGAAUGUGAUAUUAAAUCUGACAGGAUUAUUCGAGGCCUUCAGACCCGUCAGCUGUGGCCGGUAACUCCACUGUUUAUCUGUUUUUAGCAGCCUUUGAUAUUAACUGACCAAUGAAGAAAUGCCUGCACUGAAAGAGAAAUCGAGCACAUCAAGACGCAGACAUGUGCGAGAAAAGAGAAUUCUCAAAGGAAAGACCUUUUUUCUUUUAAACGUUAAAAGAGUGAAUCUUGCAAAAACGUGUCCAGUCACGAUUCACCCAAGAAUCAAAACGAGAACGCUUUUCGCGAAAAGUUAUAGGACCUUUAAGAUUUUCAUGACAACUGUGCACAUUUUUAAUCCAAUUCUCUCAGACAUUCUACUUUUAAGGUUUUUACUUUUUGUUGUGAAGAAAGUCAAGGAAUUCUUUUUAUUCGGAAUGCUUGACAGCGUUCGUUCCUAAAUAGAGUCGCUGGUUAUCAGCGUCACGUGAAAAUUCUCCGAUCGUGUCACUUCAGUAUUCAAACACGUGAACGAUUGUGAAUUAGUGUUUGAUAAGCACAGGAUGAUCUCAGGUUCACGUGAUGUCACAAUCCUGUUUCUACUCCAGACCAGCAGAGACCUCGAGCAUCAGAUGAUCUCUUCUGUGGAGACUGACAGCGGAGAUGUUUUCUCUCUGUGUUGUUUUAUCCUUCAGCACAAUCUGUGGUAAAGCAUUAAACCUCCACAGAGAGCUCUGCACGUGACAGAUGGAUUGCGUGUUGGUUUUGCUGGUUGAUCAGUAUUUACCAUGAGUUCCCAGCAUGCACUGCUGCUGAUGUUUGAGGGGCGGGGCAUGAGAGUCAGGUGUGUGUCUGAAAUUUGUUAUUCUUCAAACGUUCUUGGGCUCACUUUCCAUUUCUUCGGUCUCUUUUUCAGUCUUUUGUGAAUGAUUUUUUUAUGCAUGUAUUUUGAAUAUCUUGAAUAUUGAAGGUGUUGUUUUGGGCGGUGCUUUCACUUUGAAAGUCUAUUCAAUAAAGCUCUCGUUUU
Triplophysa rosa is the source of this 2469-nucleotide messenger RNA. RefSeq names its product zinc finger DHHC-type palmitoyltransferase 3b (gene zdhhc3b). Gene Ontology annotation, biological process: peptidyl-L-cysteine S-palmitoylation; protein targeting to membrane. The coding region runs from base 271 to 1173 and encodes 300 amino acids. The record is from RefSeq and is a predicted model, not a curated record. Gene Ontology annotation, molecular function: protein-cysteine S-palmitoyltransferase activity. Gene Ontology annotation, cellular component: endoplasmic reticulum; Golgi apparatus. Lineage: Eukaryota; Metazoa; Chordata; Actinopteri; Cypriniformes; Nemacheilidae. The transcript is spliced from 7 exons.